Messenger RNA from Quercus lobata, 1836 nucleotides. Its product is annotated as metacaspase-1-like. Gene Ontology annotation, cellular component: cytoplasm. The transcript has 5 exons. Bases 439 to 1554 code for a protein of 371 amino acids. The record is from RefSeq and is a predicted model, not a curated record. Gene Ontology annotation, molecular function: cysteine-type endopeptidase activity. Gene Ontology annotation, biological process: proteolysis. NCBI's taxonomy places the organism in Eukaryota, Viridiplantae, Streptophyta, Magnoliopsida, Fagales, Fagaceae.
GUGGACAAAUAAAUCCGUGUAAUUCACGGGUAGUAGUAGUUGAUGUGGAGUAGUUGUUUGCUUUGUUAAUUUCCUUGGCUUUUCUUCCAAAUCCAACAUACGCCAUUUCCCACGUCGUCUGCAACUUGCAAACUCUUUUAAUACAUUGCAGACCAAACCUACGAGUCAACGAGUCUGUGUAUCGGAUCAUGAAUCUCCUCGCUCUUUCCUACCCUUUUCUUUCAAAGUUCAAUUUUUUUUUUUCUUUUUCUUUCUUUCUUAUAAACGCAUCAUAACAACAACCCCCAUCUUCUCUGUACCUUUCAUUUCAUGAAAAAAAGUUAAAGACUUUUCAAGUUUUCAUCAUCAUUAACAUACAGUACAUAUAUUCUCGAUCUCCAUCAAAAGCUAGCUUUGAUCUCUCUAAACUCUCUUUCUAUCAUCAUCAUCAUAAUCAACAUGUUGCUUGUAGAUUGUUCAAACUGCCGUAGAGCUUUAGAGCUUCCACCAGGUGCUCAUUCAAUUCGGUGUGCUAUUUGCCAUGCUGUGACUCGCAUAGCUGACUCUCGUAGCCUCCAACCACCACCACCACAAGGUUUUUACUCCUCCACCCAUCAACACCAACCGUACUACCCACCACCACCACCACCCUUCACUGCUCCGUCUCCUUACAACCACGCGCCACGAGGGCCGCCUCCGGCCGUGCACGGCCGCAAGCGUGCUGUCAUUUGUGGGAUAUCUUAUAGGAACUCACGGCAUGAGCUGAAGGGUUGUAUUAAUGAUGCUAAGUGCAUGAAGUACUUGUUGGUCAACAAGUUCAACUUCCCUGAGUCUGCCAUUCUCAUGCUUAAUGAAGAAGAAGCUGAUCCUUACAGACAUCCCAUUAAAAGCAACAUUAGAAUGGCACUGUAUUGGCUUGUGCAAGGUUGUCAACCAGGAGACUCCUUGGUUUUUCAUUAUUCUGGUCAUGGUUCACAGAAAAGGAACUACACUGGAGAUGAGAUAGAUGGAUAUGAUGAAACACUCUGCCCCUUAGAUUUUCAAACUCAGGGAAUGAUUAUUGAUGAUGAGAUCAAUGAAACCAUUGUCCGGCCUCUUCCUCGUGGAGUUAAGCUCCAUGCAAUCAUAGAUGCUUGCCAUAGUGGCACCGUUUUAGAUUUACCAUUUCUAUGUAGAAUGGAUAGGACUGGGAGGUAUGUAUGGGAGGACCAUCGCCCUAGAUCAGGUGUGUGGAAAGGAACAAGUGGUGGGGAGGUCAUAUCCUUCAGUGGCUGUGAUGAUAAUCAGACCUCAGCAGAUACUGACGCUCUAUCAAGGAUCACUUCAACUGGUGCAAUGACUUAUUCUUUCAUCCAAGCCAUUGAGCGUGGACAGGCAACUACAUAUGGAGCCAUGCUAAAUGCAAUGCGGUCAACCAUUCGUAACACAGAUGAUGAUCUAGGUGGUGGUGGUGGUAUAGUGACAUCUCUUCUCACCAUGCUUUUGACAGGAGGGAGUGGUGGCGGGUUGAGACAGGAACCACAGCUUACUGCAAAUGAACCGUUUGAUGUGUAUGCAAAACCUUUCUCCAUAUAACUAUCAGAGCAAUAUGUUUUGUCCCUUGAGUGUGUACAGAUAACAGGGAAAACCCAUUUCUUGUUUCAUUGUUGUUGUUUUUUUUUUUUUUUCCCCUGAAUUCUUCAAAGAAGGGUGUUAUGCAUGGCUUACUUAACCUUUAUGUAACAUUUCAAGAUUCAGAGGAUGAGGAUUGAUGAAUUCAACAAACCUUUUAGUCCCAAGGCCCAAAUGGGGAUUGAGUUCUUGAAUAUGCUGACCACUGUUUCACUGAUCAAUUAAAUUUUCAUUUUUCAAUCAACA